AGUAAGUAUAUUUACGAAGGAAUUCCACGAACAUCCCGUCGUGUGUAAGGGGCAAAUCAGUGUCAGGGAAUAUUCUUGAAGAAGCACAAGUGUACAUUUUUCAGACAUUUCCUCAACUUGAAUAUCAAACAAUCAUGGAAGGCUACCAAGUGAUCCGCCCGCUUGCCUCGGGUUCCUUCGGCCAGAUUUUUGUCGUGAAGGAGGAAGCUACGGGGAGUACCGCAGUGCUGAAGAAGAUCAGCGUUGCGACACUGGAUGAGAAGGAGAGGGACAGCGUAUAGAAGUUCAUCUUGAUUCUGUAUUGCUAAAGUUAGGAGUUCUUGCGAAGUUGUCACAUCAAUACUCGUCGCAGUCAUGCACUGCAAAUCCAAGUGACGCAGGGGCAGGUGCUGGACAUAAUUUCGUAAAAUUGCAUGUGGGAAAAAACAAAAAUCUGUGGUCGACCUCCGACACGAUCAUUUUGACACUCUCAGGUGGAGCAAGAAGUGGCCCUGCUCGCGGGAAUUCGGCACCCAAACAUCGUCGCGUACCGGGACAACUUUCUCCACGGCGACCACCUCUGCAUUCUGAUGGCGUACUGCGAUUCCGGUGAUUUGUACACGUACUUGCAGAAAAACCGAAAGUCCCAGCCCAUCCAGUCCGCCGCCGAGGAGCCGAUGCUGAUUGACUGGCUGAUUCAGAUCGUGGCGGCCGUGCAGUUUCUGCACGCGCGGAGCAUUCUGCACCGGGACCUGAAAACGCAGAACAUCUUUCUCCACUCGGGCAUCCUGGCCGCCGCGCAGCAGACCCAGCAACACCAAAACCCGCACAGUGCUGCGGUCCACUUGGUCGCGCUCCCCCCGGCCCACUACCGCAUGAUCAAACUCGGGGACUUCGGGAUCGCCAAGGUGCUGGAAGGCAGCAAGGACUACCUGGCCCGCACGCAGAUCGGGACCCCCUUCUACAUGUCCCCCGAAGUGUUCAAGAACGCCUCCUACAGCUACAAGUCGGACAUCUGGGGUAUGGGGCUCUCAAACGUUACACUCUCAACUGUUACAUGAUUUGUCAUGCAAAUUGACCAUGAGCCGCCAGACCAUCAAGCUGCUUCGCAUGACAAAUUCUCGAAGGGCUAAACAACAUCUAAAUCUGUGUCGAAUUUGUGAUGCGAGAAUUGCAAGCCGGCCCCUUUCCCUAUUGCUGUUCUUGCAUGACAAAUCAUGUAACAGUUGAGAAUGUAACGUUUGAGAAUCCCAUAUGGGGCAUCGGGUGCGUGUUGUACGAGCUGAUUUGCGGGAAGCACGCGUUCGGCGCCAACAGCUUGAACGGGCUGGCGGUCAAGUAUGGGAUUCUCAAACGUUACAUUCUCAACUGUCACACGAUUUGUCAUGCAAAACUACCACUAUCUCUAUCAUCUACAGGAUCAAGCUGCUGCUCUGCAUGGCAAAUUCUGGAAGGGCCAAGCAGGCUGAUAAUCUGCGCCAGAUCUGUCAUGCAAGACGCGCAGUGCCCCCUUUUCACUUUUCCCAUUCUUGCAUCACAAAUCCAUGUAACAAUAGAGAAUGUAACAGUUGAGAACGCCAUAUCAAGGUGUUGAAGGGCAAGUUCACCCCGAUUCCGAACAACGUAAAGUGCUCGAAGGAGAUCCAAACGCUGAUAAAAUCCCUGUUGUCCGUGAACCCGCAGCACCGGCCCAGCAUCAGCGAGAUGCUGCACCUGCCGAUCAUCCGGCGCAAAAUCAAAACCAUGAUCAAAAUGGUGGUUUGCGGGAGUUCCUACGACAGCGCUGAGAGACAGGAGCUGCAGGCCAUGUACGUCGACCAGUUUUCGAGCUUGGGCCUCGGGCAGCUGGUAGCGCCGCGGGGCGGGGGAAGCGGGCCGGGAGGUGCAGCUGGUGGACAGGUAGUACCAAAUGCUGGACCUGCUGGAGCUGCACCCGGAGGGCCGCCAGGCAACGAUCGUGACCAACAGCAGGAAGGCAACAACAAUAAAGGCGCAGCGGGAAAAAUAGACAACCAGGUGAACAGCAACAUCAACCACCGCGAGCAACACCAGCACGGACCCCCUGUGCCCGGUGGUCUCGCAGGCCAGCACCAGCACCAGGAACAGCAGGCGCAGAGGAAGGUGCAGGAGCAGGUGGCGCGCGACCUGCAGAACAUCCAGAACAAGCUUUUACGGCUGAAACAGGAGCGUGCGAAGCAAGAGGAGCAGCUGCGCUGCUUGGAGGAGACGAAGCGGACUCUGCUGAGUUUGAAAGUCGGCGAGGAUGGGGAGGACGACAGUUGCAGCAGUUCCCGGUCGGACUUGGACUCAGAUGAGGACGACUACACGAGUAGCUCAGCGAACAAUUUCGGUGCGGGCGGGGGCAACAACGAAGACACAACGACCGUCGCCGUACCGCUUCCUGGAGAGUCAUUACACCAAAAUGCAGCUAAUACUGCACAUCAUCCGCAAAUAAAUCAAAAUCAGAACCACUCGCAACCACCGCACCUGCAACUGAGUCCGCAGCAACAAGGUGUGAACAACUAUCAGUUUCGCUCGCAGCAGGAGAAGAUUCUCUGGGAAAAGCAGUACAAGGAGCAGAGCGCGCGGCACAGGUACGAGCAGGAAGCGCGGUACAUUCAGGCAGCGAACGCUUACGAAGCGGAGCAGGCGAGGAGAAGAGCGAUCAGCGACAAGUGGGGACACAGCAUGCCGGAUAGAGGUGGAGUUGUUGGCGAGCCGCCUUGCAAUUCGACUACCGGUGUUCUUGACCCUCAAUAUCCACCAGCAGAUCAACAUCUUCAUCCACUUUCGCCUACCACGACCUACCAGGACAACUACAAUCCUUACCUGGUGCAGGAGCCUGCUGCUGGACCCCCGCAAGCAGACCAACAACAGCGGCAGUUUUCUUCCCAGUCCCCGGUUUUGCGAGGCGGGGGGUUGCACCACCAGCAGCACCAGCAGAUGAAUCACAGUCCGGCGGUACAGCAGCAUCAGCAACUCGUCCAAAUGCAGAAUCAAAACCAAAAUAACCCGAUGAAUCCCUACACCCAGCCACAGUACAACCAAAACCAGUCUAUGUCCAUGUCGCCGAAGUACAAUGUGGACCAGAAAUUCGCUCGCGGAAAGCAGUUAUGAAUUGCAAAAGCAUCGUACUCGUAUAAAUGCAUUACAAAUUUCCUCAGCAUGAGAAAUGAAAUUUGUAAUGCAGAUUUGCCAUGGGAACAAGAUUUGUAAUGCAUGAUUGCAAUUUUCACUACGAGUGCGAUACUUUUGCACAGGAUAGCAGUCCCAACACCGGCACUGGUGGCAGGAGAUGGGCAGUAACAACAUAAACCAGACGCGCAGCACGAGCCCGGACCAACGGGUGGUAAACUAUGACAACUCGCUUCAGUGGACGCUGAAUGGUGCGGGCGCGGGGGAAAUGGACGAACCCAAUGCGUAUAGAGGCAGUAGUAGUACAACGCAGGACCAGCAAGAGCCAAGAAGUGGGGGAGAAGUAGAUCACGUACUAGAUCCGGCGCGGAGUGGUGGUGGGCAACAUCCUGGUGCUACGGAUGUUGGAACUGCUGCAGAAGCUGCAAAUAAUCACUUGCAAAGCAAUAAUCUACUAGCCGCCACCAACCACAAACCAACCGGGGAGGAGGAAGCGCUGAAAACCGAGUUUGCGCACAUUUCCGACGAGAACCUGCGAAAUCCGUUUUCGUCGUGCCGCCCGAAAGUGAUGAACUCGCCCCCGAACACGGCAAAUUUUGCCACCAAAAUGCCCAUCGAACCGGAACCGCUCAGCCCCGUUUUCUCCGACGACGGGACAUCACUUUUUGCGGGCCCCGCGGCGGGAUAUAAAGCUGCAGCUAGUCUUCACGACAACGUCGCAGGUUUGCCGCAUCAGUCUCCUUCAUCACAGCAUCGAAUGCAGCAGCAGCAUAAGCAUGUGCAAGGCUCCCCUGGACCACGAGCGGGUGUAGGAGCCCCACCACAUCAGCACCAGCACGAAGCGCCAGAGGUACUGCCAGAGCGAGGUGGGCCACGACAUCAAACGUCGCAGAGUACGAAGAUGAACACCGUGAGUCGGGCGACGAGCUCCAGGUCACGAACCCGGAGACAUGAGAUUGCUUCGAUUCACGCCCAGAUUGAGGCCUGCAUGAAUGCUAUCAACAAGUCGCAGAUGACGAUCGAGUCUCUGCAAUACCGGCUGCAGGAAGUUUCUAUCGGCGGGGAGGAACAUCAGAAAGAGGGCGGGGGUGGGGCCGCUCCUGGAGCAUUAAAUUAUGUCGGUGAAACAACAACCGCUGGCGUAGUUGCUGAACUCCCUCUCGCAGCAGGGGCUUCCGACUCCGACCAGGUAGCAUCACACGACUCGUCGAGCGGUGGUCUGCAGCAGCAGCCUCCGUAUUUUUACACGACCGCAGGUGCUGGUGGCGGCUCCACCUCCGCAGCUGAACAGAAUCUGGAAUUGCCGCUGCCUCACCCGACGAUGAAAGGUGCAAAAGCAAAGCAACAAUAUCAGCAACCCACAGCAGGAGCCAACGUGGUAUCUUCAAAUGAAAUGGCCGCGGCGCAACAAAUGCCGCACCCGGAUACUAAUUUCGCCCUUGGCGCCGCUGCAGCAACAGACGGAAAGUUGUACAAAAAUUCGACUGCCGGCUCAUCCGCUUCGAGGUCACCGAAAAGCGCGAAGACCAGACCACAGAAAGCCGUAGUAGUGAGGAACAAACACCCGUUUCAAGUGUGAGGAUUACUAGGCUCGUGAAUGUCUGUCUUGUUAGGACAAAUGCAGUGACCAUUGAAAUUAACAGAAGAGAGGUGAGGUCUGCCUACUUUUGCUCGGUCGGAGAAACAAAAGCGAUAGUAGAAAAAACCAGCUAAGUCGAGGAGGCUGAGUUAAUCGUAACGAGCAGCAAGGCACUGUUCCCGUCUUCAAUUUGAAAACGGGCACAGCACCCUGCUUUCUGCGCUUUCUUCU
Messenger RNA from Amoebophrya sp. A120, 4924 nucleotides. NCBI's taxonomy places the organism in Eukaryota, Dinophyceae, Syndiniales, Amoebophryaceae. The record is from the annotation of a GenBank genome assembly.